Messenger RNA from Drosophila arizonae, 2528 nucleotides. RefSeq names its product ribosome biogenesis protein BOP1 homolog. Lineage: Eukaryota; Metazoa; Arthropoda; Insecta; Diptera; Drosophilidae. Gene Ontology annotation, molecular function: protein binding; ribonucleoprotein complex binding. Gene Ontology annotation, biological process: ribosome biogenesis; maturation of LSU-rRNA from tricistronic rRNA transcript (SSU-rRNA, 5.8S rRNA, LSU-rRNA). Gene Ontology annotation, cellular component: preribosome, large subunit precursor; PeBoW complex. The record is from RefSeq and is a predicted model, not a curated record.
CGAAGUUUGUGCCGCAACACGUGCGCCAAAUUGUUUCGUUUUGUUUUCUAUUAAAAAUGACUAAAAAACGGACAGUAAAACGUAAAGUUAAAGAACCUGAGCCCACAAAGGAACAACCUUCGGUUUCUGAACAGUCAGACAAUGAGGAAGAUGAGGAUCUGCUACAAGCUGUAAAAGAUCCUGGCGAGGACACGACAGAUGAUGAAGGCAUAGAUCAAGAAUAUCAGUCGGACAGCAGUGAAGAUCUAGAGUUUGAAAGCGACGAAGAAGGUAACUAUUUGGGCAGAAAAGUCAGCAACGAGGCAGAAGAAGGUGAAGACGAUCAAGACGAAGAUGAUGAUGAAGACGAGGAUGAGGGUGAGGAUGAGGAUGAUGACUCUGAUGAUGAUAGCGAGGAGAGCGAUGCUGAUGAUGCCUCACCAACGCCUAAAGACGAUCAGUCAAGCAGCAGUAAAGCAGCUGCUGCCCAGACAAAGGAGCCCAUCAUUCAGAUAAUUCCGCGUGAUCCUUCAAAGCCUGAGUACGAGGAGUCGGACACUUCUGAUGAGGAGGAUAUACGAAAUACAGUGGGCAACAUACCCAUGCACUGGUAUGAUGAAUACAAGCACAUUGGCUACGACUGGGAUGCAAAGAAAAUUAUAAAACCGCCAAAAGGCGAUCAAAUUGACGAUUUCUUGCGCAAGAUCGAGGAUCCGAACUUCUGGCGCACUGUGAAGGACCCGAUGACAGGCCAGGAAGUGUUGCUAACUGACGAGGAUAUAGCGCUGAUCAAGCGCGUCAACUCGUCGCGCAUACCAAAUCCAGAACAUGAUGAAUACGCUCCAUGGAUCGAAUGGUUCACCUCGGAGGUGGAGAAAAUGCCCAUUAAGAAUGUACCGGACCACAAGCGUUCGUUCCUGCCGUCGGUAUCGGAAAAGAAGAAAGUUUCCCGCAUGGUGCAUGCCCUUAAAAUGGGUUGGAUGAAGACCACCGAGGAAGUGGAGCGCGAGAAGCAACAAAAACGUGGUCCCAAAUUCUAUAUGCUGUGGGAAACAGAUACGGGACGGGAGCAUAUGCGUCGCAUACAUGAUCCUGUGUCGGCACCCAAACGUGAUCUGCCUGGUCAUGCUGAAUCGUAUAAUCCUCCGCCCGAGUACCUCUUCGACGAAAAGGAGACAAAGGAGUGGCUCAAGCUUAAGGAUGAGCCACACAAGCGCAAGCUGCAUUUCAUGCCACAGAAAUACAAAUCCCUUCGUGCCGUUCCAGCGUAUUCCCGCUAUCUGCGCGAACGCUUCCUACGCUGCUUGGAUCUGUAUUUGUGUCCGCGUGCCAAGCGUGUCAAAUUGAAUAUUGAUGCGGAGUAUCUGAUACCCAAAUUGCCUUCGCCACGCGAUCUGCAGCCAUUCCCCACAGUGGAGAGUCUGGUCUAUCGCGGCCACACGGAUCUGGUGCGUUCUGUGAGCGUGGAGCCGAAGGGAGAGUAUUUGGUUUCCGGUUCCGAUGAUAAGACAGUCAAGAUUUGGGAAAUCGCCACUGGACGUUGCAUUCGCACCAUCGAGACUAACGAUGUGGUCCGCUGCGUUGCCUGGUGUCCCAAUGCCAAGUUAUCCAUUAUUGCUGUGGCCACCGGCAGUCGCUUGCUCCUCAUCAAUCCUAAGGUGGGCGACAAGCUGUUGAUUAAAAAAACAGACGAUCUGCUGGCCGAAUCGCCCAAUUUGGAUGUCAUUGAGAGUGAGCGCAUCAAGACAGCUGUGCAAUGGUCCAAUGCGGAGCCCGACGAGCAAGAGAAGGGUGUGCGUGUGGUCAUAACACACUUCAAGCCCAUACGUCAGGUGACCUGGCAUGGUCGCGGUGAUUACCUGGCCACCGUAAUGCCCGAGGGUGCCAAUCGCUCAGCUCUCAUACAUCAGCUCUCGAAGCGACGCUCACAAAUACCUUUCUCCAAGAGCAAGGGCCUGAUACAAUGCGUUCUCUUCCAUCCAGUUAAGCCUUGCUUCUUCGUGGCAACUCAGCAUAACAUUCGCAUCUAUGAUCUGGUAAAGCAGGAGCUGAUUAAGAAGCUGUUAACCAACUCCAAGUGGAUAUCGGGCAUGUCCAUACAUCCCAAAGGUGACAAUCUGCUAGUGUCCACCUAUGACAAGAAGAUGCUCUGGUUCGAUCUGGAUCUAUCAACCAAACCGUAUCAGACAAUGCGUCUGCAUCGCAAUGCCGUGCGCAGCGUGGCCUUCCACUUGCGCUAUCCUCUGUUUGCAUCCGGCAGCGAUGACCAGGCGGUCAUUGUGUCCCAUGGCAUGGUUUAUAACGAUCUGCUUCAAAAUCCAUUGAUAGUGCCGCUAAAGAAGCUGCAGACGCACGAGAAACGCGACGAGUUUGGCGUCCUAGAUGUAACUUGGCAUCCGGUCCAGCCUUGGGUGUUCUCCACAGGCGCCGAUUGCACAAUCCGACUCUACACAUAAAGUAUGCAGUGUGUUGCAUCUUUAGUUUUUUAAGCGCUCAAUUUGUAAUAUGAAUGUUGAACGGUAGUAAACAAUAUAUCCAAUUGAAUCACA